Molecule: messenger RNA, 1551 nt
Organism: Xenopus laevis (African clawed frog)
Lineage: Eukaryota; Metazoa; Chordata; Amphibia; Anura; Pipidae
Gene: cln3.L
Product: ceroid-lipofuscinosis, neuronal 3 L homeolog
Biological process (GO): lysosome organization; regulation of intracellular pH
Cellular component (GO): cytosol; membrane; lysosomal membrane
Source: RefSeq, marked provisional
GAAGAUCAGCUGAUGGGACAGUGAACAGCAGAAAGCAGCGGGGAUGGAGAGGGUUAACUCGGAGAGCGGCUCCGACUGGGAAGAGGGGGAGGGGCCUGAUACAGAAGUCACGUGUCCCCCACAGGAUCCGCCUCACUGGAGGAAUGUCAGUGCUUUCUGGUUGCUGGGUCUGUGCAAUAACUUUGCGUAUGUUGUGAUGCUCAGCGCUGCCCACGACAUUCUCAGGACAGAGACCAACGAGACCGUCACGGUGAAUGUCACAAACUCAUCCAGUAGCCGAUAUGACUGUAACCAGAUCUCCACUGCUGCAGUUCUAUUGGCAGAUAUCUUACCCACAUUAUUCAUCAAGUUCACUGCACCUUUCUACAUCCACCUCAUUCCCUACAAUUACAGGGUGUCUCUUUGCAUUGUGACAGCCGCUGGCAGCUUUCUCAUUGUGUCGUAUUCCACUCAGAUCACAGUGAGUCUCUUGGGAGUCGUGUUUGCCAGUGUAUCGUCGGGAUUGGGAGAAGUGACCUUCCUCAGUCUCACCUCCUAUUUCCACAGCAAUGUGGUGUCCUACUGGUCGUCUGGUACUGGAGGGGCCGGGAUCCUAGGGGCCCUCUCCUAUUUGGGUCUCACAGAGGUUGGCCUCUCCCCUCGGAACUCUCUGCUGGUUAUGCUCACUAUCCCCGUCCUGCUCUUAAUAAGUUAUUUCUUCCUCCUGCUCCAUCCUCCCUCUCUGCCUCGUUGGACCCGCCCCACAAGCCCCAGCAGACCCCGGGCACCAGACCACCAGCCUCUUAUAGCAGGACAGUCACAUGACACUACAGGUGGAGUCUUCAUUCUGGGACUCUCAGAGAAGUGGAACAUUAUUAAGUCUCUGCUGAGAUACAUGAUCCCCCUCUCCAUCGUCUACUUCGCUGAGUAUUUCAUUAACCAGGGCUUGUUUGAGUUGAUCUAUUUUCCGGACAUCUCAAUGAGCCACUCGGAGCAGUACCGCUGGUACCAGAUGCUGUACCAGGCUGGGGUGUUUGUAUCCCGAUCCUCCCUGCGCUGCGUCACAAUCAGGAGAAUCUGGAUCCUCUCGCUGUUGCAGUUGUGCAAUGCCAUCUUCCUCCUGGUGGGGGUCUCGUAUCUCUUCCUUCCCAGUCUGGGGUUGCCGGUUAUUUUCCUCAUUAUCUUAUUUGAGGGUCUCCUUGGGGGAGCAGCGUAUGUGAACACCUUCAAUAACAUCUCACUGGAGAGUAAAGCAGAACAUAAAGAGUUCUCACUGACGGCUGCCUGUGUCUCUGACACACUGGGAAUUUCUAUCUCCGGAGCCAUCGCUAUUCCUGUUCAUAACUACUUCUGUGGCCUCCGCUGACUCCGCCUCCCCUGUGGAUUGUGAGGGGUCCAUAAUCUGGCCAAUCAAGGGAGCAAUGUUCAGCCUCAGCCGGACCCCGUAGAACUGAUGAUUAUUUCCCAGAAGGCUUUGCUUGUAUAGUGUUUGACUAAUGCCGCUGCUGUAUUGGGAUGUCUUAUUAAUGUUUACAACUUCCAAUGUAAAUACACUUGAUUUUUUUGACUACA